Messenger RNA from Lodderomyces beijingensis, 405 nucleotides. The record is from the annotation of a GenBank genome assembly. Lineage: Eukaryota; Fungi; Ascomycota; Pichiomycetes; Serinales; Debaryomycetaceae.
AUGUCCGAAACCAUUGUCAAAUCGCCAUCAUUCCGUACCGUACACACCGGAAGAUUGGUUCUUCUCAACAACAAGCACUUGGCCGUUGUUGUCGAAAUCAUAGAUAACAAGAGAGUUUUGAUUGACUCUGUCGAUCCAGUUGUACCAAGACAAGCUAUUUCCUUGGACAAGGUUGUCUUGACCCCGGUUGUUCUUCCAGGCUUGACCAGAGGAGCCAGAACUGCCACCGUUGCAAAGAAAUGGAAGGCCUCCAACGUUGAUGCCCAAUGGGCCAAGUCUGGCUGGGCUAAAAAAUUGGCUUCUAGAGAAAGAAGAAGAGAAUUGACUGAUUUCGAGAGAUUCCAAGUCUUGGUAUUGAAGAAGCAAAGAAGAUACGCCACCAAGAAGGCUUUGGCUAAGGCUUAA